AUGGCGCCCCAAACAGUGAUGUGCAACUGUUCUACAUGCAAGGGUUCUCCCCUCGCGUAUAACGAAUAUCGGCAUCACCAGACAGAAGAAAAGCGUCGAGAAGAAGUACGUCGAGAGGAGAAACGUCGCACAGACCAGUUGAUUGAGGAGAAGCGCAAAGAAGAAGAGCGUGCAAUCGCCGAGGCCAAAUUCGACGCCAUGCUUGACGAAUUGACGUAUAUGACGUUGACGGAUGACGGGCUUGAGACGGGUAACACCCAGCACAACACAAUGUGGGGACGAGGCGUGGACGACUCGCCGUUGACAACCCGCUCCACGAGCACCAUACGCAAUAACCCUCCUCCCAUCCCCAAUCCUGAGCCGCUGCACACACCGCCAGUAGAGCCCUGGCCCGAACUGGCGCUCCUAGACUACGAACUCGACGAUCACAUCAGGCUCUGCGACGAGGCGUUCUCGAAGGGCCUACAGGCCCCUAUGAAGAGCGCUGCCGCGACCGACGCUGUGAAGGCGUUAGAUGACGAAUUGCAUUGGUUCAUGGAGGCGCAACGUACCGUGCACUUCCUGGCACAGGGAAGUUCUGACCCAAAAGUCGUACUCCAGCGCGAGGGCAUGACCGAACGGCUGGAAACGCAGAUCGCGACCGUGGCAGCAAUGCUCCGGGAGGUGUCCCUGAUUCCGACCCCUACGAGCACAGAAGGUCCUGUCCGUGUAGUUGAUACGACGGUGUUGUAUGAACAUCCGUUGAAGCAAUCGAACCCACUUGUGGUAGUCGCGAUCUUCCUCGCCCUCGUUCUGCAACUUCUCGGAGGCGUCACGCGCCAAAUGUGCAACUUCACGCUUCACGUUCUCAAAAUGUUCAGCGAGAUGGCCAUCGGACUGAAUGGACCACCUAGUCCCAUGGAUCAGAAGGUCCUUAGAGAGUUUCCUACCGACAUCCGCACAGUGCGACGGCUGUUCGACCUGGAUCCCAUCGUUACCGACUGGGCAGCAUGCCCCGUCUGCUCCAUGACUUACGAGCCUACAUACGUGUAG
Messenger RNA from Fomitopsis serialis, 1032 nucleotides. RefSeq lists its product as uncharacterized. Lineage: Eukaryota; Fungi; Basidiomycota; Agaricomycetes; Polyporales; Fomitopsidaceae. The transcript has 4 exons. Bases 1 to 1032 code for a protein of 343 amino acids. The record is from RefSeq and is a predicted model, not a curated record.